Notolabrus celidotus (New Zealand spotty) is the source of this 3473-nucleotide messenger RNA. RefSeq names its product intracisternal A particle-promoted polypeptide (gene klhl27). Gene Ontology annotation, molecular function: actin binding. Lineage: Eukaryota; Metazoa; Chordata; Actinopteri; Labriformes; Labridae. Bases 201 to 2003 code for a protein of 600 amino acids. The record is from RefSeq and is a predicted model, not a curated record. The transcript has 10 exons.
CAGAACUCUCUGUGUUCGACUAUUCGGCAGGCAGACCAAAGCAAUCGAUCUAGAGCUCCGGAUUGACAGGCUGCAGGGUGACGGAAGUUAGCCUGCACUUCAAUCAGGAAAGUUAUGGGCCUGUUUAAUGUUCAGAGUCACUCGUGAGAAGGGUUUGGAGACACUGGCAUCCAUGUUAACACAGACCUGCCCCCGCUGCUAUGUCCUCCAUCUCUGUGUCAACAUCAACUUGUUGUGGCGGUGAUGCUGCUGCUGCCAUGGCAACCCAGGCUUUGGAGCAGGCUCUGCUGGCCUCAGACCGCUACGCAAGGAUCAUCCUGGCCCAGAUGAACAAGAUGCGGCAGCGCACUGACUUCUGUGACGUUGGGCUGAAGGUUGGCAGCCGGGUCUUCAAAGUCCACAGACUGGUGCUGGCUGCCAGCAGCCCUUACUUCUCCGCCCUGUUUUCAGGGGGGAUGAGGGAGGCUGAUAAAGAGGAAGUGCAGAUUCUUGGAGUGGAAACUGAAGUCUUUGAAGUCCUCUUGGACUUCAUAUACACAGGUGUGAUCAGUGUGACAGUGGAGAAUGUCCAGGAGUUGAUGGUGGCAGCAGACAUGCUGCAGCUGAAUGAGGUGGUGUCAAUCUGUGGAGAGUUUCUGAAGGGACACAUGGACCCGUCCAACUGUGUGGGCAUCUUUCAGUUCCUGGAGCAGAUUGCCUGCAUGGAAAUGCUGGAGUUUACCGAGAACUACAUCCAUGUUCACUUUCUGGAGGUGUGUGUCACGGAUGAGUUCAAGGGCCUGACAAAGGAUCAGAUGGUGAGGCUGCUGAGGAGUGAAGAGCUGCGGAUUGAAGAUGAGUACCAGGUUUUUACUGCCGCCAUGGACUGGGUUCUCCAAGACGUCGCAAAGAGGAAAAAACAUGUAGUGGAAGUGUUGGAGCCAGUCCGAUUCCCUCUGCUCUCCCCACAGAGACUCUUCAAGUACAUAGAGGGAGUUACAGACUUCAGCCUGCGGGUGGCACUGCAGACUCUCCUGAGAGAAUACACUGAAGUUGCAAAGUCUCCCAAAGAAAACAAGAUGUACAGUCAGUUACAGCCAUCCAAGAUGAGACCCAGAAGAAAAGCCAGGAAAUACCUCUACGCCAUAGGAGGCUUCACUCGGCUGCAGGGUGGCCGCUGGAGCGACAGCCGGGAGUUGAGCUGCGUUGAGCGCUUCGACACCUUCAACCAGUACUGGACCACAGUGUCGUCCCUGCACCAAGCCCGCAGUGGGCUAGGGGUGGCAGUACUGGAGGGCAUGAUCUAUGUGGUGGGAGGGGAGAAAGACUCCAUGAUCUUUGACUGCACAGAGAGAUACGACCCAGUGACCAAGCAGUGGGCUGCUGUGGCGUCUCUGAACUUUCCCCGAUGUGGCGUUGGUGUUUGCCCCUGCUAUGGAGCUCUGUAUGCACUCGGUGGUUGGAUCGGCUCCGAGAUUGGGAAGACAAUGGAGCGAUACGAUCCAGAGGAGAACAAGUGGGAGGUGAUAGGCAGCAUGGCAGUUCCUCGUUACUAUUUUGGCUGCUGCGAGCUUCAAGGAUUUAUCUACGUGAUCGGAGGAAUCAGUGAUGAAGGAAUGGAGCUGAGAUCAGCCGAGGUUUAUGACCCGAUCACCCGCAGAUGGAGCGCCCUGCCCGUCAUGGUCACACGGAGAGCAUAUGUGGGUGUGGCCUGCCUCAAUAACUGCAUCUAUGCUGUAGGCGGCUGGAAUGAAGCACUGGGUGCACUGGAGACGGUGGAGAAAUACUGUCCAGAGCAGGAGAAGUGGGUGGAGGUGGCUUCGAUGUCUACAGCUCGUGCAGGCGUGUCGGUGUCAGCAGUUAACGGGCUUCUGUACGCCGUUGGGGGGAGAGCUGCCAGCAGAGACUUCUCCGCCCCCGUGACGGUGGACUCUGUGGAGAUCUACGACCCUCACCUGGACACCUGGACUGAAGUUGGCAACAUGAUCACAAGUCGCUGUGACGGAGGACUGGCUGUGCUCUGAAAUAUUGACAUUUUGAACGUCCAUAUCGGCACCUGAAUCAUCCUGAAGCAGCAGAAACAGAAAACUGCACCUUAAGAAACACACAUGUGUUUUUGUCUUAAGUUAGCUUUCACAUUAUCACAACUUUUAUUUAUACUUGAAUAAGAUAAGUUUUUCUUUUUGAAUGUCUGCAGCAUUUAUCGUUUAUUGAACAGAAGGAUUAACUGCACCUCUAUUUUGAUUCCCACAAUAUUUCUACAUUACUAUCAGAGUAAUGUCACACAUAUUUUCCCUUUUUGUGUGUACAUGAAAACAAAACAGUCCUUGUGAUGAGGAUAUUUUAUCACUGCUGGAUGUACCAGAAAGUUUUUCUCUAAAGUCCUGUCGGGAUUUGAACUGUGGUUUUGGAAAAUAUGUGCAAAUACUGAUUUCUAGUUGUUCUUGUUCCUGUUUCCUCAACAAAAUGUUUUAGGCCGGUGUGUUGCUACUCGGAAUAUUUAUCAAACCUGGAGCCUAAUCAAUAAUGGAACAAAUGUUCCAUGACUUCUGUUAACAAUGACGUACUUGAAUAGCACAGCACUGUUGUCACAUCAGUGCAGUCACAGACACACGUUGAAUCUCACUGGAUUAUUUUUGUAAAUAUGAUUGUGUAAAAGAAAUUAGGGCCUCUUAGUCACUCUUUACUUCCAAAUCCCUGCAAGUGAAGCCUUUUAUUUAUCACUUACCAAUGGCUUCAGAUAUUACUACAAUUUACAUUCCGCAUACAUUUCAACUAUUCUACAUUACGCAACAGUGCACAUGUUAGGACUUGUUUACCUUAUAACGGUACAGAAAAUUUCCUCUGGGAUCUUAACGACUAGUGGAGCAAACCGUAUUUCCUCUCAUAAACUGUUACACAUUUUCAAAACACAUUAUUUAUGUUACAAUAGUGAUACUGGCUUUUAUUGCUUGCUUUUAGACUUCUUUAGAGCUUUAAUCUGCGCAUGUAAGGCUCAAAUAACUCACACUCCCCCCUUCUUCAUUCAAGACACUUCAAAUUGAUAUAUUAAUUGGAGUUUUGCUGUGAGAACUGCAAUAAAUAAGAUGUGUAUGGUCUAUUUUGACAGAUAAGUCUGGGUUGAUUACAGUCCGGUUUGAGUAAGAUCUUCACUGUAAACGUCACACUCAAUUUGUACUAAAUAAACUUGAAACCUUGACUUGGCUUUAUCAAGAUAGAGAGUUUUAGGUUUCUGCAUAAACAAACGAACUCUAGUAUUUUCUCCAUAAGAUUACUUUUGAAAUUCUAUGGCUGCUUAUUAAAGCCUAUGUGAGGAGUUUUAGCUGGCUAUGAAACAGACUGAUAUCAUCUGUGAUGCCUCUUUAUGACCUUAUAAAGCAAAUGAGAUUUUAUACAAUAAGACUGGCAAUUCUGUAAAAUAUGUCUCUUUCUACUGUGCUGGGGUAGAUGUCACACCAAACGACUGGCAACACAAUAAAGAGCAAGCCAAUGUU